AUGUCGCAUCCCCGCACGGAUACGUCUCUCUUGGUGAUCGGUGCAGGAUGUGGUCGAACUGGAACAGCCAGUUUGAAACAAGCGUUGGAGAUCCUCUUCCAUCGUCCAUGUUACCAUAUGCAUACUAUCAUGGAGAAACAUCCCGAUCAUCCCCAGAAAUGGGUUGAACUGGACAAUCAAGUGACGGAAUCCAUGCGUCCCGGUGGGAAACCGGUUGAUGCGAGGCUAAUUCAAGACCUACUGCAUGAUUAUUGUGGUGCUGUGGAUUUUCCGGCCGCCUCGUACUAUUGGCAAAUAAUGCAAGUCUAUCCGGAUGCGAAAGUCAUUCUAACUGUACGAGACACGAACAAGUGGGUUGAAAGUGCCCGUGCCACAAUUAUACCAGCAAACGGAAGACCCAAACCCCCGUGGUUCGUUCGUUGGGUAUGGUUUUUACGUGUUGGUCGUUCUCCGGGUGAAAUGCCCAAUCGUUUUUUCAACCGCACAUUCGGUGGCGAUGUGUUUCAAAUGGAUGAUGAACAGCUAGGCCGAGCAUUUGAUCAGUGGAACGCGGACGUGCAACGUAAGGUUCCAAAAGAGCGUCUACUCGUGUAUCGUGUGCAAGAUGGAUGGGAACCGUUGUGCAAGUUCUUGCAAAUGGACGUCCCGAAUCAACCGUUUCCGUGUGUGAAUGAACGCGAUCAGUUCGGGCGUCAUGUGCGAUUUGCUCAUGCGUUGAAUUUCGCUUUGGGAAUCGGAAUUCCACUGGGUGUGACAAUCCUCGCGGUCGGACUUGGUCUGUAUGCAUGGCGGGGUCGACGGUGA
This is a messenger RNA of Echinostoma caproni, 804 nucleotides long. The record is from the annotation of a GenBank genome assembly. Lineage: Eukaryota; Metazoa; Platyhelminthes; Trematoda; Plagiorchiida; Echinostomatidae.